GCAGUCUCGGUUGGCUCCACAGAGUCUGCAGCAAAGUAAUGAUGGCUUUAACCAAGGGUCUAAUGCCGUACGGUUAAUUAAAACUAAAGGCCUUCCUACAGUAUUGACAAGCCACCAGUAACGAAUUCAAAUGAUGCAGCAUAGUCAGUUUCUCCUGAAAAGUCAUGUUGCAGUCCUUUAUCCUUCCUCCUCUUGGAGGGUGAUGGUUGAUGAUUGGCUGGCCAGGGCAUGGGAGUCCGGAGGCUGGCGUUUCAGUGCGGUGCUCAUCCCCGUGUCCGUGUUUACACCUCGAGUAUUACCGCGCGGACGGGCGAGCGAGAGGAUGAAGAGGACUUGGAGAUAGCAGCUGUCGCGAGUGGAGAGAUAACCACCUCGAUAUUGGAGAACAGCGGACACUUCCUUUUUUCAGUCUGGAGAGAAGUGGAACUGCGCUGCCUGCCGAAGUUGUUUUUUUGCCACCUACACGUGUGAAUUAUACUCUUUGUUUUUGUUGUUUUUUUUCUUUCACGAAAACAGGAAUUCGUGGAUAUGGCACUCUGACAAGCCAAACUUUGUUUUCGGUUUUGUCUUGGCUUGCUUGAUUUUCUGUAACGCGGGCGCGGGUGGAGUUGGCAGUAAAGAUCAUAUCGCAGAUCCCUGCAGAAAGUUGUUAUUCUUGUUUAUGGUUCAUAUUCAACGUUGCUCCGCGGUUAACAAGACUGACCUUAUCGUGUAGGAAUCUAUAAAUCCAUAUAUUUGUUGGUAGCCUAUUCCUAACUGGAAGAAUAAUACUCCAUUCGUUUUUUUUCCUGUCUUGCGCUUUCGCCUUUGAGGAAAUUAAGCUUGUGCCACAAGUAGGCUAUCAACACCGUUUUAGCCAAACAAACUGUUUUGACAACUUUUGUUGUUGGACGGUUGCUCGCAACAUAAAGAAGACUGAAAACCAUAGUCACGCGAGGGUGGAAGGGCACCGUAGACUUUUUCGAGAGCCCCUGGUGCCAUUUCGCAUUGGCGUGACCGGGAAAAGAUGCUCUCUCCGAGGAUACAUCGUGGACAGGGUCUCGGUCCUCUGGUGGUUCUGUUCCUGUUCUGUGGUUCUUCAGUCGCGGAAGCAGAUGGCAGUGACUACAGCGAGGUGCUCCCGGACUCUUUCCCCUCUGCGGCAGCUGAGCCGCUCCCGGAGUUCCAGCUGGAGCCGGAGGACGGCUUCAUCGUGAAGAACCGGCCGGUGCAGCUGCGCUGCCGCGCCGCCCCCGCCACUCAGAUCUACUUCAAGUGCAACGGGGAGUGGGUCAAUCAGAACGACCAUGUGACCCGCGAGAGCCUGGACCAGAUCACCGGGCUGGUGGUGCGGGAGGUGGAUAUCUCCGUCUCCAGGACACAGGUGGAGGAGCUCUUUGGCCUGGAGGAUUACUGGUGCCAGUGUGUCGCCUGGAGCUCGGCCGGCACCACCAAGAGCCGCCGGGCGUAUGUCCGCAUCGCCUACCUGCGCAAGAACUUUGAGCAAGAGCCUCUGGGCAGGGAGGUGCGUCUGGACCAGGAGGUGCUGUUCCAGUGUCGCCCCCCGGAGGGCAUUCCCCCUGCCGAGGUGGACUGGUUGAAGAACGAGGACGUCAUCGACUCCAGCCAGGACUCCAACUUCCUGGUGACCAUCGACCACAACCUGAUCAUCAAGCAGGCCCGCCUGUCCGACACGGCCAAUUACACCUGCGUGGCCCGCAACGUGGUGGCCAAGAGGCGGAGCAGCACGGCCACGCUCAUAGUCUACGUGAGUGGUGGUUGGUCAUCUUGGACAGAGUGGUCUGAGUGUAAUGUGCGGUGUGGGCGUGGCUGGCAGCGACGGACACGGACCUGCACCAAUCCCGCACCACUCAAUGGAGGGGCUUUCUGCGAGGGUGCACCUUUCCAGAGGAUUACCUGCACCACCCUGUGCCCGGUGGACGGCGGCUGGACGGAGUGGUCCAAGUGGUCAGCCUGCGGGACGGAGUGCACGCACUGGCGCAGCCGGGAGUGCCAGGCGCCCCCUCCCCGAAACGGGGGCCGGCACUGCAGCGGGAGCAUGAUGGAGAGCAAGAACUGCACAGAGGGACUGUGCACACGCAAUAAAAAGGUUUCUAUUGAACAUGCAAGUCAUCCUCUGGACCCUGGGGCUGGUGUCGCGGUGUACGCGGGCCUGGUGGGGGCGCUGUUGCUAUGCGUGGUGCUGGUGCUGUGCGUGGCGGUGCUGGCCUACCGCCGCAGCUGCCGGCAUCUCCACGGCGACAUCACAGACUCCUCCUCAGCGCUGACCGCGGCCUUCCACCCCGGCAACUACAAACCGCCUCGACAGGAUAACCCCCACCUGCUCCACGCGUCGGCCCCCCCGGACCUGACCGCCACGGCCGGCUCCCUCCGGGGGCCCCUCUACGCCCUGCAGCAGAGCGCGGCCGACGCCCACAAGAUCCCCAUGACGACGUCGCCGCUCCUGGACCCGCUGCCCAGCCUGAAGAUAAAAGUGUACAACUCGUCCACGCUGUCGUCGCUGGAGCUGCCCACCGGGGGGAGCUCUGCGGACGGGGAGAUCCUCAGCCUGAGGACGGUGGGCUCCGGCCCCCGGGACCCCCACAGCCGCACCCUCCCCAGAGAGCCGGGGAGCUGCGCCAGCGCCACGCUGGGCUGCCUGGGGGGCAGGCUCACCAUCCCCAACACAGGUGUGAGCCUGCUGGUGCCUCCGGGGGCCAUUCCCCAGGGGAAGUUCUAUGAGAUGUACCUCAUCAUCAACAAGUGGGAGAAAACCACGUUGCCGUCGGAGGGCGGUCAGACGGUGUUGAGCCCGGUGGUGUGCUGCGGGCCCUCGGGGAUGCUCCUGAGCCGCCCGGUCGUGCUGACCCUCCCCCACUGCGCCCAGCUGGACACGCCCGACUGGACCCUCACCCUCAAGACACAGACACACCAGGGAGGCUGGGAGGAGGUGCUGACGGUGGGGGAGGAGAGCCUGUCAUCGCCCUGCUUCCUGCAGCUGGAGGAGCAGAGCUGCCACGUCCUGAUGGAGCAGCUGGGCACCUACAGCCUGGUGGGGCAGUCGGCCCCGCCCCAGCCCGCCUGCAAGCGGCUGCAGCUGGCCCUGUUCGCCCCGCGCGCCCCCUGCCUGUCCCUGGACUACAGCCUGCGCGUGUACUGCACCCAGGACACGCCCUACGCCCUCAAGGAGGUCUUGGAGCUGGAGCGUAGCCUGGGUGGUGUUCUGUUGGAGGAUCCUAAGCUCCUCCUCUUCAAGGACAGUUAUCACAACCUGCGCCUGUCAAUCCAUGACAUCCCCCAUUCCCAUUGGAGGAGCAAACUUCUUGCCAAGUACCAGGAGAUCCCGUUCUACCACAUCUGGAGCGGCAGCCAGCGGCCCCUGCACUGCACCUUCAGCCUGGAGCGCAGCGGCAUGGCCGUGUCGCAGCUCACCUGCAAGAUCUGCGUGCGCCAGGUGGAGGGGGAGGGCCAGAUAUUCCAGCUGCACACCGACAUCCAGGAGACUCUGCCCCCCCACUCCCCGCUCCCGUCUGGGGGCCCCUGCGUCCCCUCCUCCCAGGUGGGGCCCUACGCCUUUCGGCUGCCCGGCUCCAUCCGCAUGAAGAUCUGCGCCAGUCUGGAUGCCCCCAGCGCCCGCGGGUGCGACUGGAGACUGCUGGCACAAAGCCUGGGCUUCGACAGGUACUUAAAUUACUUUGCAACAAAACCCAGCCCCACAGGUGUGCUUCUCGACCUGUGGGAAGCCUGUCACCAAGGUGAUGCAGACCUGGUCUCCUUGGCGACCGCACUUGAAGAGAUGGGCAAGAGCGAAGUACUUGUUGUCAUGACGACUGAUGGGGAUUGCUGAUUGGUCCAAACAAAGAGAUGACCAACAAUGCAAAAAUACCUACCCAUUACACACCUGUGGACAUGAAUACCUUUGCCACACACACACACACACAUAUCUACAUGCCCCAUGCAGUCCUAUAGCACACCUGCUUUACCCCAGUCCACAACCUCCACAGAGGCCCCGUGAUGGUCUGCUCCUGCCCGCUCAGACCCAUUCCGUACAGGCAGAGACUGAUACCCGCUCCCCAGGCUGGCCCUUCGGCCUGAAUUUGGCCCCAUAGCAGAUUCCCACCGCGAUACUUCUUCUGAUGAGAUGACACAGGGGGUUUGCUUUUCAGGAUUCCGCCUUUCAGUUCUGUGAAACAUCACAAUGUCACAUUUGUGACACAAAAAGAUUUUUUUUUGUAUUUCAUUAAAAUCAAUUUGACGCUUUCAGCCCUUCUGACAUCACAUAGCCACUCAAAUUAAAUGAAACAAAAGUGCUUCUGUCUCUCUCCCCCAUUCUCCCUUUCUUUUGCCCUCCCGUUCUUUCAUGGCAGAUCUUUGUUUCCUAGCGACAGAUAGUUUGAUGUGAUAAAUUCACAAUUUGACCAAUCAACAGUGAGGAAUUCCCGCCCCCCCACACACAUCUUAAACCCCUCAGGCGAAUGAUGUGCUGACAUGGACAAAGACACAAAUAACCUCAGACUGACUCAUCCAGCUGUGUAUCGCCAUUAUUGACUAACAUAUUGGCCUAUGCGUAAGGACCAGUUGCGUUUCCACAUUUCACUGGCCGUGCGCUGACGCACGUCUUGAUGACCAAUACAAGGUUUACAUGUGUUCUAGCAGGAGACUGGAGUCUGGGGGUGACCACGCCUUCAAAUACCUCAAACGAGCAGCACAGCCUGACACCACAGGAAGUCUCUUCCUCAUAACAGCCCCUUACAUCUCUCUGCUUUUUGAAAUAUCUUUUCUCUGACGGCAGACUAAUGCUACAGAAGAGCUUUUGGUAAACCAUUAUCAGUUUCCUAUAGGGAACGCGAUUUUUAAGUUAUUAUCCAUAUUUUUGGAUUGUUUUUGUGUGUAUGUUUCCUCCCCCCCACUGUUACAGUUAGCAUUAUUGUUGCUGUUAUGAUUAUUAGUAGAGCCUCUUUUCAAUUCAGAGUUCAUGUUGCAUUAAGCACUGAGCUCUUGUGAGAAAUUUCUGAAGCUACAUUAAAGAGUCAGAAAUAUAAAAAAGGGAGAUUGGGGGAAUAAUAGAUUAUUCAGUUGAAAAUGAGACAUGGUGUGUUUGGGGGCGGGGGCGGGGGGGGGCAAAUGGAGACAGACUCACUGAAACUACAUCAAACUCAGGUCCAUCCUUCAAUUGUAAGCAAAAGCAGUGCAAAUGUCAAAUGUUUUUUUAAAUUUAUUUAAAAGUCCAUUAUUUUAAAUACACCCAUUUCUGCUGUUCUUUUGUCGUUCUUUUUGUCCUUUUUUUGUAAAAGAUAAUUAAAAUUGGGCAAUUAAUUUUAAUUCGACAUUAAUUCUACUUUCAAGAGCUGAAUAAUAAGGCCUUGCAUGUGAUUGGCUACAGUAACCAUAGUGUAAUCUGCCUUUAAUUGGGAUUGUCUGAAAUGGCUGCAGUGUAAUCUGCCUUUGAUUGUAAUUGGCUGCAGUGACUGCUGCAUAAUUUGGUUUUGAUUCUAGUUGGUUACCAGUCUUUGAGAGCUUUUCAUUCCAAACCUUUGGUAAGGUCAUUGAUGAAUGCCAUCCCUCUGUUACUCUUUCUCUUCCUCUCUAAUCUUGAUUUUUGAUUAUUGACUAGCUGCUAUAGUCAGGGGCCACUAAUAGAAAUAAUAUAUAUUUUUUAUUAUUGUCAAUUUAUUAAUAUUAUCAACAGCAUUGUUACUGCUAUGAUUGCAUACGGUCAUCAUUAUGUUUAUCAAAUAUAGUUCCUAUAUGGAUGUUACUGUUAUUAUUAAAAACAACAAAGUGUUCAGAUCUUGGAAACAGAAAUACCAAAACAAAAUGCAAGAAGUAUCCUUCCAGUUCUCUCAGUGAACAAAUUACUGUUUUAGUGUGGAUGUGCAAGUGUGUGUGCUUGUUUGGCUGUGUGUUUGCCUCAUGUUUUUGUUUUUAUCAUUAUUCUUUAAGUUCUAUGCAAGUACGAAAAAAGCUAAUUUUAGGACUUAAUUUGUUCCCUUUACUGAGUGGAAAAUGUGUAUAUUUUUACAGUACAGAGCAGAAGGUUGACAGGGUUUUGUUGCACUGCUAUGGGGCUGGCCCUACUUUUUGCCAUGUUGUAUCACCCCAGGAGCAACAAGCGACAAGGCCUAGUUUUGACAGCUUCCAUCCAACGGCAUCAAGAGGAAGAGAGUGUAUUUUGUUUGUCAGGCAAAUUUGGAUGGCCAGCAGGUCCUGCAGGGCUCCGGAGGAGAGGCACCUUAAGCCCAUGGGGACAGUGAGAGCUGCACCAGUUUACAGAGAUGUCACGCAAAGAUGACCAAUCGCAACUAGGACUGCGUUUGAGGUGUGAAACCGUGCACCUGGUUAUGGUAAACAGUGAGGAUCUAAAUCCUGAAAUGGGGAAAUGAUGAUAGCAACGAUGACGAUGAUGAUGUCGACGUGGAGGACGUGAUGGAGUUUCCCUCCCGCAGAGAAGAUGCCCCACAUUCUGAACACACCAAAGGCUGUGUGGCCUACCAUGUACUCUCUUCUGCAAAUGAGACUUUUUGUUAAUUACUGCAUUCGGUGAACAGCAGAGAUCAACAUGACCGGUAUUUGUUGAUUCAUGGCAAAAGCUGUCCUGUCUCUGCAGGCUAGCUCACUUGCCCCCCCUGCUGGAGUUGCCUGAGAGAUGAACAUGAUUGCAGAUGGCUCUGGACCAUGGGCUGAAAGGUUUUUGUUUAGAUAUACAAGUCAAUGCCUCCUUUUAUAAAUAAAAAUUUAAAAAAUGUUUCAGAAAGAAAAUUGUUCCUUUAAUUCUGUAAACUACCAAUUGUAAAUAAAUGUUUAGCCUUCUUACUUGUAACUAAAAAUAAUUUUUAUGCAAUAAAUUAUAUUUCCUAGUUUAACAA
This is a messenger RNA of Anguilla rostrata (American eel), 6845 nucleotides long. It is a transcript of the gene unc5b, whose product is annotated as unc-5 netrin receptor B. The transcript has 18 exons. Gene Ontology annotation, biological process: netrin-activated signaling pathway; anterior/posterior axon guidance. The coding region runs from base 1007 to 3826 and encodes 939 amino acids. Gene Ontology annotation, molecular function: netrin receptor activity; protein binding. NCBI's taxonomy places the organism in Eukaryota, Metazoa, Chordata, Actinopteri, Anguilliformes, Anguillidae. Gene Ontology annotation, cellular component: membrane. The record is from RefSeq and is a predicted model, not a curated record.